GCCGCGCCGGGCAGGCCGGACAUGGAGGUGGUGGACGAGACGGAGGCGCUGCAGCGCUUCUUCGAAGGCCACGACAUCAACGGUGCCCUGGAGCCCUCCAACAUCGACACCAGCAUCCUGGAGGAGUACAUCGGCAAGGAGGAUGCCUCUGACCUCUGCUUCCCAGACAUCUCUGCUCCAGCCAGCGCCGGUGCCUACCCCCAUGGGCAGUCGGCGAUGCCCGGCGCCAGUGGGGUCCACCACCUGAGCCCCCCCGGGGGUGGCCUCUCCCCAGGGCGCCAUGGGCCCCUCCCACCCCCAAGCUACGGUGCCCCGCUCAACUGCAACAACAACAACGGCCUGGGUGCCGGCCCCAAGCCCUUCCUCGGGGGCUCCGGGCCCCCCAUCAAGGCAGAGCCCAAGGCUCCCUACGCCCCAGGCACCCUGCCAGACUCUCCCCCAGACUCGGGCUCUGAGGCCUACUCCCCCCAGCCAGACCCCCAUCUCCUGCGGACGAUAACCCCCGAGACCCUGUGCCAUGUGGGAGUGCCCUCCCGCCUGGAGCACCCACCCCCACCUCCAGCUCACCUGCCAGGCCCCCCGCCACCCCCGCCACCUCCACCUCACUACCCUGUCCUGCAGCGGGACCUGUACAUGAAGGCUGAACCCCCGAUCCCCCCGUAUGCUGCCAUGGGGCAGGGGCUGGUGCCCACGGAUCUCCACCACCCCCAGCAGUCCCAGGUGCUGCACCAGCUGCUGCAGCAGCAUGGAGCUGAGCUCCCCACCCACCCCUCCAAGAAGAGGAAACACUCUGAAUCGCCUCCCAACACCCUCAAUGCCCAGAUGCUGAAUGGGAUGAUCAAGCAGGAGCCUGGCACUGUGACAGCCCUGCCCCCGCACCCCGCAAGAGCCCCGUCCCCACCUUGGCCUCCCCAGGGUCCGCUUUCACCUGGCCCUGGCUCCUUGCCCCUCAGCAUCGCCCGGGUCCAGACUCCACCUUGGCACCCACCGGGUGCACCCUCACCAGGUCUUCUGCAGGACAAUGACAGCCUCAGUGGCUCUUACCUGGACCCCAACUACCAGUCCAUCAAGUGGCAACCGCAUCAGCAGAACAAAUGGGCAACAUUGUAUGAUGCCAACUACAAGGAGCUGCCUAUGCUCACGUACCGCGUGGAUGCUGACAAGGGCUUCAACUUCUCGGUGGGCGACGAUGCCUUUGUGUGUCAGAAGAAGAACCACUUCCAGGUUACGGUGUACAUAGGCAUGCUGGGGGAACCCAAGUACGUCAAGACGCCCGAAGGCCUCAAGCCCCUCGACUGCUUCUACCUGAAGCUGCACGGCGUCAAGCUGGAGGCCCUGAACCAGUCCAUCAACAUUGAGCAGUCGCAGUCAGACCGCAGCAAGCGGCCCUUCAACCCUGUCACGGUCACUCUGCCCCCUGAGCAGGUCACGAAGGUGACUGUGGGGCGGCUGCACUUCAGCGAGACCACGGCCAACAACAUGCGCAAGAAAGGCAAGCCCAACCCUGACCAGAGGUACUUCAUGCUGGUGGUGGCUCUCCAGGCCCACGCACAGAAUCAGAACUACACGCUGGCUGCCCAGAUCUCAGAACGCAUCAUCGUGCGGGCCUCCAACCCAGGCCAAUUUGAGAGCGACAGCGACGUGCUAUGGCAGCGGGCGCAAGUGCCCGACACCGUCUUCCACCACGGCCGCGUGGGCAUCAACACCGAUCGUCCCGACGAGGCGCUGGUUGUACACGGCAAUGUCAAGGUCAUGGGCUCCCUCAUGCACCCAUCAGACCUGCGCGCCAAGGAGCACGUGCAGGAGGUGGACACCACCGAGCAGCUGAAGAGAAUCUCGCGUAUGCGCCUGGUGCACUACAGAUACAAGCCCGAGUUCGCUGCCAGCGCGGGCAUCGAGGCCACCGCGCCUGAGACGGGCGUCAUCGCCCAGGAGGUGAAGGAGAUUCUGCCCGAGGCCGUGAAGGACACGGGGGACAUGGUCUUCGCCAACGGAAACACCAUAGAGAACUUCUUGGUCGUGAACAAGGAGCGCAUCUUCAUGGAGAACGUGGGUGCUGUGAAGGAGCUGUGCAAGCUGACGGACAACCUGGAGACGCGCAUCGACGAGCUGGAGCGCUGGAGCCACAAGCUGGCCAAACUGCGGCGGCUUGACAGCCUCAAGUCCACUGGCAGCUCGGGCGCCUUCAGCCAUGCAGGGAGUCAGUUCAGCCGGGCAGGCAGUGUCCCCCACAAGAAGAGGCCUCCCAAGGUGGCCAGCAAGUCAUCGUCCAUGGUCCCAGACCAGGCCUGCAUCAGCCAGCGCUUUCUGCAAGGAACCAUCAUUGCUCUGGUGGUGGUCAUGGCCUUCAGCGUGGUAUCCAUGUCCACACUGUACGUGCUGAGCCUGCGCACCGAGGAGGACCUGGUAGAUACUGAUGGCUCUUUUGCCGUGUCUACUUCCUGUCUCCUGGCCCUGCUCCGGCCCCAGCACCCUGGGGGGAGUGAGGCCAUGUGCCCAUGGUCCAGCCAGAGCUUUGGGACCACUCAGCUCCGACAGUCCCCCGUGACCACUGGGCUACCACCAGACGUGCCCUCUUUGUUGCUGGUUACCACGGGCCUGACCAGCUCCACCCCAGGACCCACCAUCCGUACCCUGGACCUGUGCUCCAGCCACCCCUGCCCUGUCGUCUGCUGCUCCUCACCCACCCCCAGCCCUCCCAUACACCCUAGUCUCGGCCCCAGCUUUAACCCUGGCCAUGGCCUCAGCCCCAGUCCCAGCCCCACCACCAACCAUUCAGGCCCUAGCCAGGUGGCCCUGCUGCCCGUCACCAACAUCAGAGCCAAGUCCUGGGGCCUUUCAGCCAAUGGCAUUGGCCAUUCCAAGCAUCCCAAGAGUGUGGAGCCUGUGGCCAGCCCUGCCGUCCCCUUCCCUGGGAGCCAGGGCAAAGCCAAGAACAGCCCCAGUCUUGAUUUCCAUGGUCGGGCCCGCCGAGGGGCUCCCGAGCCCAGCCUGGGUCCUGCCCAGCCCACUCGGGCCCAGGGCCAGCCAGACCCAGUGCCUUCCCUGACCUCCAUCCAGGUGCUGGAGAAUUCGAUGCCCAUCACUUCCCAGUACUGUGCUCCAGGGGACGCGUGCAGGCCUGGAAACUUCACCUACCACAUCCCCAUCAGCAGCAGCACCCCGCUGCACCUCAGCCUGACCCUGCAGAUGAACUCCUCCUCCCCCGUGUCUGUGGUGCUGUGCAGCCUGACGUCAAAGGAGGAGCCCUGCGAUGAGGGGGGCUUCCUGGAGAGUCUCCACUCCCACCAGGAUACCCAGGGCACCUCACACCAGUGGCCAGUAACCAUCCUGUCCUUCCGUGAAUUCACCUACCACUUCCGGGUGGCACUGCUGGGUCAGGCCAACUGCAGCUCGGAGGCCCUCGUCCAGCCAGCCACAGACUACUACUUCCACUUCUACCGCCUGUGUGAUUGAGCUGUCCUCCAGGGGCAGCACCAUGCCAGGGACCAGGGGUCCUGGGCACCCCUCCCACACUGGAUGCAAUGGUGUUACACUGGAGCCUGCUGCUGGCCAGCUCUCUGCUGCUCACUGGCCCUCCGGGACUAGUGAAACUGGAAGUCCUCACACUGGAGUUGCUGUUCCUGCUGUCAUCCCUCACCCAGCACAGAGGGAGCCGGAGAGACUUCCUGGGCCAGGACAGGGCCCAGUCACGUCUGUCUAGUACAGUGGUUGCAGGGCUGGCUUUAGAUGUCCUGGAGGCAAGGGGAAGCCUGUGACCCUAAUUUGUCCAGAGCCCACCCUCCCCUGCCUUCCCUUUUGAGACCGGGAGCUACCCCUCUUGGAGAGGACCUACCUACUUUUGAGAUCAGCCAGGGGCUGGGAUCCAGCCCUGAGACUUGGCUGGGACACCCAUAGGUGAAGGGGGGCCAGACAGCUCUCAGCCUCAAAGCUGCUCCCUGGGGGAUGGCUUGGCAGUGGACUUUUUGGGGUUUGACUGUUACGCUGGACUUGGACUUCUAAGCUUCAAGUGUGGCCCAGGAGGUGUCUUCCUGGGAGAGCUUGGCAGCCAAGCCCAGCCCCGGACAGGUUGGAGAGAGACUUCUGUGCCUUACGUCUACUCAGUGCCUGACGAAGCUGUCCGCAGGUCUGAGCCAGAGGGGUCGGUAGGCCAGGUAAGCCUUGGACCCUUGAACCUGGGGUAUACUGGAAGGGGAAGUUCCACGUGAUCCCCCAGAUGGCCUGUGCUCAUGGGAGCUUCCAGAACAGUGGUGUCAGCGGCCCCAUCGUCCGAGCAGAGGAGCAGGCAUCCCUGCAGGCAGCAGGCUGGGCUUGGCUGGUGGGCGGAUGCAAAAGCUCUUGCUGUUGUUAAUGAAGUGAUUACUAAAUGCACUUAAGCCAGGGCAGGAAGGAGCAGAAGCAUGGAGCUGGAAAGCCCAGAGUGGGUCACAGCCCUGGGGUGACACUAGCUAAGAUAGGGCCUGGGCUCAGAGCCUGAGACACCCAUGUCACUCCCAACUGCCAACGCCGGUCUCUCCACUCUGUCUUCUGGUGGCCUUGUCUCUCCACAUCAAAGGCUCACUUGCUGCACUUGGGAGCUAAGCUGGAGGGACACCUGCUCGGCAGACCCCAUCUCUGUCCACCCCUUCCAGGAGUGGAGGGGUGGGCUUCGGUUAGGGAAGCUGCUUUAUCCCAAGUGCCAACGUAAUGUUUCCUAGUGGUGCCUAGGGCACUCGGAGGCCACAUCCAAGCCCAUGGAAGGGGUGAGGCAGUCAUUCAGCUGUGUCUGCCAUGGACUCAGAACUAGGAAAGGGAAUUCCGUCCUUGCCCUUGGUAUUCUGCCACCUCUUUGAGAACCAGGCCUUGCCUCCACGCCACCUCUCACUCAUAGCUCUGAAUGGAGACUGUUCUUGAAGAAACCAAUGAACCACAGGCUCCCUUCUGCCGUGGAUCACAAAGCACUUACCCGUGGGACAGGGAAAUACCAGGGCGUGAGGGGACAGCAGGGUUAUCUUGCUUCCGAGCCCACCCCCGUUGGCUCACUCCCUACUUGUGAAAUAGGAAUUGUGUGACUCCACAUGCUGUGCUAGGGGUGGGGGUAGGGGUGGGUUAGGACUCCUCUGCUCUCCCCCCUCCCACUGGAGGGCCCCUCCUUAUAAUGCCUUAAAACUGCCAAGUCCUAUCCUUUGUAAUAGGAAUCUGGGGCUUCUUCAGCGGGGGGAGGUAUAUUCUCGGACUGCGGCCCCUCAGUCUUUAACUGGAAAGUGACCCUCCUCUGCCCUCUGGAGCCCACUUGGACACAGCGUAGCCCUUAUCCUGUUAGCAGCUGGCUCUGUUCUGUGCCUGGUGAGGGGUCCUCAGUACAAGUUGCUGGGACUCCAAGCUGCUUGAGGGGGUCAACCCUGGACCAAAGUUGCCUUCAGCCCGAGGUAAAGGGCUUCAGGGACAGCUAGUGGGCCACCUGCUGGAGGCUGGCUGCCUGGCCCGCCCUGCCCUCCCUGGGUUCAGCAGGCCGUCCCUCCCUUCCCUCCUCUUUGUUUGUUCCUGUAGCCACUGGGCUAAUCUCCCCCUAGCUUCAAGCUGUAUAUAGGGCCUCCCGUGCAAACCCCCACCACACCCUGCCCCUUAGAAGCCUGCAUGUGCAUAGAGCGCCCUCCCAGUUAACCCCCAGUUCCCCUCCCUGAGCUGUGACGCAUAUUUAUCAUGCACCCUCUCUGACUCUGAGGUGGGCAGAGGACAGCAGCCCCAGGUCUGCUCACUUCUGGUCUCCUGAUCGGUUCUCUUCUUCUGGAGUAAAUAUACAUAUAUAAAUAAAUGUAUAAAUGCUGCUUUGUA
Molecule: messenger RNA, 5814 nt
Organism: Oryctolagus cuniculus (rabbit)
Lineage: Eukaryota; Metazoa; Chordata; Mammalia; Lagomorpha; Leporidae
Source: RefSeq, a predicted model, not a curated record